AUGUACUCUGAAGUUGCAAAACUUGAGAAGACUACUCAAGCACCUUCCGAUGUUUUUGAGACGAAAUACUCCCCCGUGAACGGAUCUUCGAAGACAAACAAUCAGUCAGAAGGGGUCAACAGUGACGAGGAAGCUGCAAGAAAUCUUGCAGUAACAGCUGAUCGGUCCGAAGAAAAGAAGAAGCGGAUAGAUGCUGACAAGCGGUUUUUCGAUGGCACUGAAGAAGCACAUGAAAAAAUACCUUUGACUAACUCAUGGGUUGAGCAGCCAGUUAACUGCUACAGACUCCAUGCAGACAUUAACCGAAAAUUAGCCGGCUCACAUGAAUUGGGAGCGCAGUAA
Messenger RNA from Cylicocyclus nassatus, 342 nucleotides. Lineage: Eukaryota; Metazoa; Nematoda; Chromadorea; Rhabditida; Strongylidae. The record is from the annotation of a GenBank genome assembly.